GCGGAGAAAGAAAAGAAAGGGAACAGAAUCUGCACCAACAGGCCCCCACCAAGCAAGGGCCCCUGCAACUUUGUGCACACAUGCAUGAUGAGUCCUUUUAGAGGGGACCCCACCAUCACCCAGCCCGGGCCCCCUAAACCCUCUGGGCGGAAGGGGGGCUUGCUCUGGACUCUGGUGCCAGCAAACAGGAGUAGUAAAUAGGCCGAUGAGGGAUAACAAACUGAGACUGAAUCCGGAGAAGACGGAGGUGCUUAUUGUGCAGGGCUAGAAGGAACUCGGGAGGCAAUUUUGAUCUGCCAGGUCUGGAUGGGGUCACGGUGCGCUUCCCCCCAAAGAAACAGCUGCCUCCCCUUCGUGUUCUAAACUUCUUGCGUGGCCUGUAGCAGAAUAAUGGAAUCCAGUGAAGAAGAGGAGUAUGAAUCCCAGGGAGAAGAGGAGGACUGGGAGGAGGAGGAAGAAGAAGGCCUGAGCAUGCACCAUCGCAGUGCUGAACUCCAAGACCUAGAGGAGCAAUUGUCACGGAUUGAAGUCCAUAUUCCUGAAGUUGUAUAUGACUUUGACUGGAGUUCUGUCGAUACCUCCAAUUUACCAGAGUCUUACAGGACAAAUUCGGCCAAGGAGCAGCUGCUGUUGCAAGUGGCUGACAACUUUCACCGACAAUAUGCACACCUCUGCCCCGACCGUGAGCCACUUUUCCUCCACCCUGUGAAUGAAUGUGGCAUCGAAAAAUUUGUGAGCACCACCGUGCGUCCGACAUUGCUCCCCUACUCAGAGUUGUACAACUGGGAUGGCGCUGCCCGCUUUGUGUCUGACUAUCUCAACAUGGAGCCUCUUCCGUCUCCCAUUGCACCGCCCAGCUACAUGUACUCCCCAACCACCAUCCUGCGCUACCAGAGGGGGAACUGCUUUGACUUCAGCGUGCUCCUCUGCUCUCUGCUGAUUGGCGCUGGUUACGAUGCCUACUGCGUGAACGGCUAUGCCACCCGGGAGAUGUGCUUGAUGGACGAGACCAGAGAGGUGUGCCCGCUGCUGAAGAAAUCAGAAGAGGUCGUAGUAGAGGCUGUGAAAGAGAAACCCAAGAAGUAUGCCAUCAAGCCACUCCGAGAUCUGCGGAGCAAAUUUGAGAUGCGACUGGAGGCAAAGGCGCAAGCGAUCGUGCAGGCAGCUGAUCAGAAGAAGCAGAAGGAAGAAGACGAGAGGAUCGCGGAAGCCGAGAAACCCAAACCUGAUUCUCUGUACGGCCUGCGGGUCCAUGGCUGGGUGCUGGUUCUUUCAGGCAAGCGGGAGGUGCCGGAGAGCUUCUUUAUUGACCCCUUUACGGGGAAAAGCUACUGCACCACGGAUGACCACUUCCUCGGUAUUGAAAGCGUGUGGAACCAUCGGAAUUACUGGGUCAACAUGCAAGACUGUUGGAAUGCCUGCAAGGACCUCUUGUUUGACCUCGGGGACCCUGUGCGGUGGGAGUUCAUGCUGCUAGGAGCCGACAAGCCUAUCCUGUCACUUCCAGAAGUGGAGGAGGAGGAAGAAAUGGGGGAUGAUGAGAUAGAAGAUUUGCUUAAAGAAGAAGAACCCAAGGGUUUUGACAUGCCUGCAUCCUGGGUCGACCAAAUCCAUAUAUCUCCCAAAGAAUUUGAGACCCGCUGUCCCCAGGGCAAGAAGGUGAUUCAGUACAAGUAUGCCAGGCUUGAACAGUGGGCACCUUACCUGAACAGCAGCGGACUGGUCUCUCGCCUCACGAUCUUUGAGGAUCUUGACUGUACCAGAGUGUUGAAGGUGAAGGAAUGGUUCAAGAACCGAGAAGACCUGCUGGAGACCAGAGAACUGAAUAAGAAGACCCAAGUGACAACUGAGCACUUUGGCCCUGGGCACCUUCAGGGUCUCAAAGCACACAUCUACAAGACACUGGUCCCGGAGACGGAGCGCACCAUGGACUUUUACAGCGAGACCCGGGUAGAUGGCCUUCAGAAACGUGUCGAAACUCCCCAAGACAUGACUGAGUAUUUUGAAGGGCGCUCGGAUUUCCUGAUCUACCGGCACACUGACUUUGGGAAAAGAGCCAAAAAGGUUGGCCCCACUCCAUUUUCCGGUGGAGACACGAACGCCCGGCCAAUUCUGAAAAUCACAGAGCGGUUCCGCAGAAACCCAAACAAGCCAGCUGAUGAAGAUGUGGCAGAACGCAUCUUUUCUGUUGUGGAGGACAAGAUCCUCUUGACCUACCAUUGCAAGGAGAACUACAUCACUCCUUCCAAGCGGGAGUUCAACAAGCGGACUGAAGUGGACAGCAAAGGCAAUAAGAUCAUCAUGACCCAAGAAAUGUGCCUCAGCUAUCAGGCAGGGUCCACUGAGAAAGAGAAGAAGCUGUUCCACCUGUAUGAAAUGAUGAUGCAACUAAUAGAGGACGAGAAGCUUUCCAAGCACCUCGUGUGGGAGUCAGAGAUGGAGGUUCUGGACAUUCUGAGGAUCCGAGAGGAGGAGGAAGCAGCCAGCAAGUUGACUGUGUCCAUUUACGAUACCGAGAGGAACGAGAAGAGCAAAGAGCAGAGAGAGGCGAUGGAGCGCCUGCAGCAAGAGGAGCGCCAGCGGCAAGUGGAGCAGGACCUGGACUACCUGGCGCCCUUCCUGGUCCAGAUGGGCGGCGUGGAGAAGAUGACCAAGUGGGUGGCGCUGCGCCUCAAGGAAGACUGCCUGAGCGACUUCAAGCAGCGGCUCGUCGACAAGGCCAACCUCAUCCAAGCCCGCUUCGAAAAGGAGACUCAAGAGCUCCAGAAGAAGCAGCAAUGGUACCAGCAGAAUCAGCUGAACAUGACCUUGGAGGAUGAGGACGCCUACCUGAACUACUGCUCGGACGCCAUGUUCCGCAUUCGCAUCUUGGAGCUUCGCCUCAGCAGGCACAAAGAGAGAGCCCCACAGAAAUAUAUGGCACUAGAAGAGAAGUUGUGCAAGGACCCUCGCCUGUGCGACUACCUCAAAUUUCAUUUUUGAUUUCCUUGCUCAUAUAGCUGUCACCAGGAAUUGCUCCUGGAAACUCUCAUGAGCUUCCUUGACGUGCAGUGGUCAAGGAACACAUUCAUGAUCUCUUGUUAAUUUUCAGCCUGUUUUUUUUAAAUUUCCUCCAGGAAACUUUGAGAGCAUCAGGGCCCAAAAGCACCAGCAGAAAAACUUUGUUUCAGUCUGGGGUAAAAAUUCACAUUCAUCGCAUGCAGGGGUAACAAAAACAUACUUUAGGAGGGAAGUGAGAUUCAGAGUGCAGCUGGUGACAGGGUUAAAUGCAGGACGACCCACCACUCCAGUUCCUCUGGUGCAAGCCACCCCUUCGCCAGAUGGCUUUUCCAGUCUGGGGAAAAAACCAGUUUGGAAAGCAACCACCGGACUUCUGUUAUGCACAUAUGUGUGCAAUAAAUAGUCAGGCCCUCACCUAUUUCAUUGGGCAAUUUUGCUCCCAGUAAAUGUUCUCCUGUGGCA
Molecule: messenger RNA, 3462 nt
Organism: Hemicordylus capensis (graceful crag lizard)
Lineage: Eukaryota; Metazoa; Chordata; Lepidosauria; Squamata; Cordylidae
Gene: DRC7
Product: dynein regulatory complex subunit 7
Exons: 18
Coding region: 391-2982 (863 amino acids)
Biological process (GO): flagellated sperm motility
Cellular component (GO): motile cilium
Source: RefSeq, a predicted model, not a curated record